GAACACAAGGGGAACACUGUUGCUAGGAGACAGCAGAAGGCAACCUUUCUCUUGGCAAGGGGAAGACAGAUAGCCUGACCUCUCAGAGCAAGGGCAAGGCCAUGGCAGGACACAUGGGGCAGAAGAUGAUCCAGGACGAAGUUCAUCAGAAUCAGAUCUUGAGAGAACUAUUUCUGAAAGAGCUGCGAACACAGAAGCUGUACACGCAGUAUCACGUGAAUCCCCUGCGCAAGGUUCACACGAUUGCCAGGAAGCCUAUGUCUUGGCAUGAUAACUUGGAGGAGCCUGCAGAUGCCAAGUUCCUGAACCUCAUUCACCAUGCUGCACAGGGUCCAAGGAAGAAAUAUCCAGAGACACAGACUGAAUCCCAAGAAAUUGGAUGGGAUCCAAUUCCCUUGGUCAACCCAGACCGCCAGGACAACAGGCUGAACCACUUCAAAGUCUACCAUGACAUCACUCUGUACAAAGCUAAACUGUGGAGUCUGGGGGAGGAUGAUCGCCUGAAGUAGCAUUCUCUCGGUAGAGCGAGUCUGAACACAGAAUUCCCAAAGUGUGCGCCAUCGGGAGAAAUAAAGGCAGCUUCUGUUAAAAA
Molecule: messenger RNA, 592 nt
Organism: Microtus ochrogaster (prairie vole)
Lineage: Eukaryota; Metazoa; Chordata; Mammalia; Rodentia; Cricetidae
Gene: Cfap144
Product: cilia and flagella associated protein 144
Cellular component (GO): ciliary base
Source: RefSeq, a predicted model, not a curated record